Messenger RNA from Populus trichocarpa (black cottonwood), 2677 nucleotides. Its product is annotated as probable serine/threonine-protein kinase WNK9. Bases 398 to 2590 code for a protein of 730 amino acids. Lineage: Eukaryota; Viridiplantae; Streptophyta; Magnoliopsida; Malpighiales; Salicaceae. Gene Ontology annotation, biological process: intracellular signal transduction; protein phosphorylation. Gene Ontology annotation, molecular function: ATP binding; protein serine/threonine kinase activity. The transcript has 7 exons. Gene Ontology annotation, cellular component: cytoplasm. The record is from RefSeq and is a predicted model, not a curated record.
AGACCCACCCCUUCUCUCUCUCUCUCUCUCUCUCUCUCUCUCUCUAUUUGGCAUGUUCUUUAAUGGUGUGGUUGGUGGAUUCUGUAGGCAUCCUCUACUCUAAAAAUGUUGUAAUAUAGUUAAAAAAUAAAAAAAGGAAAAAGAAACUGUCUUUUAAAAACACCCUCUUGUAACUUGUUUCUGAUUGAUUACUCAUUUCUCAUCUAUCUGUAAAAGGGUUGUUGAAACAAUAUACACCAUGUUUUUUAAUAAAGAAAUCGUCUUUUUCUCUCAUUUCUCCCUCUCUUGAGUCCUUCCUUGAGUCAAGAAGACAGAAAGAAACUACCGUACGGGGAAAUACAUAUCAUAACGAAGGAAAAAAGAGAGAGUAAAAAUAAGUUUUUGAAAGUUUCGGAGAAUGAAUGGUCUUUCACAUCUGGAACCACCUGAUUACUCUGAGUUUGUUGAGGUUGAUCCAACUGGAAGAUAUGGCAGAUACAAUGAAAUCCUUGGCCGAGGAGCUUCAAAGAUAGUUUAUAGAGCAUUUGAUGAGUACGAAGGGAUUGAAGUUGCUUGGAACCAGGUCAAGCUAUAUGAUUUCUUACAAAGUCCUGAAGAUCUUGAAAGACUCUACUGUGAGAUUCAUCUCCUUAAGACAUUGAAGCAUAAGAACAUAAUGAAGUUCUACACUUCUUGGGUUGAUACUGCAAAUAGGAACAUCAACUUUGUGACGGAAAUGUUCACUUCUGGGACUUUGAGACAGUAUAGACUAAAGCACAAGAGAGUAAACAUUCGAGCUGUGAAGCAUUGGUGUAGGCAGAUCUUGAGAGGGCUUCUUUAUCUCCAUAGCCAUGACCCUCCUGUGAUCCACAGAGAUCUAAAGUGUGAUAAUAUUUUUGUGAAUGGGAACCAAGGAGAGGUGAAGAUUGGAGAUCUUGGCCUUGCGGCAAUUCUUCGAAAAUCUCAUGCUGCUCAUUGUGUUGGGACACCUGAGUUUAUGGCUCCAGAAGUGUAUGAAGAGGCAUACAACGAAUUGGUUGAUAUUUAUUCGUUUGGUAUGUGCAUCUUGGAGAUGGUCACUUUUGAAUAUCCCUAUAGUGAAUGCACUCAUCCUGUUCAAAUCUACAAGAAAGUUAUCUCUGGGAAAAAACCAGAUGCUUUGUACAAAGUAAAGGAUCCAGAAGUACGACACUUUGUUGAGAAAUGUUUGGCCACUGUGUCACUUAGGCUAUCUGCAAGGGAGUUGUUGAAUGACCCUUUUCUCCAAAUUGAUGGUUGUGAAUCCGAUUUGAGACUGUUGGACCAUAGGAUUGAAGUUGAUGGCUUAGGACCCCUAAUUAGGCCACCUUAUCUUGAGCAUCAUGACAAUAAUAAUUCCUACAGUAGUGGAUACUUAAAUGGUUAUGACUAUGAGGCUCAGAAUGAAUGGGAAUAUCAUCAAGUCGAGGUCGAACUGAGUGGAAUUGAACUUUUCGAGUAUCAUGAUGAACAUCCUGCAAACGUUGACAUAAGUAUAAAAGGAAAGAGGGGUGAUGAUGGUGGCAUCUUCUUAAGACUCCGAAUUGCAGAUAAAGAAGGUCGUAUACGAAACAUAUAUUUCCCUUUUGACAUUGAAAAUGAUACAGCAUUGAGCGUGGCAACUGAAAUGGUUGCCGAGCUUGAUAUCACCGAUCAAGAUGUGACUAAAAUAGCAGAUAUGAUUGAUGGGGAGAUUGCUUCCUUGGUACCUGAAUGGAGGCCAGGGCCAGGCAUAGAGGAGACACCCUGCUUUGCAAAUCAAACUCUGUGUCACAAUUGUGCUUCCACCUGCACCUCUAAUGGUUCAUUCAUGGAUUUUUUGUCAAAUAAUCCAUGUUGUAGCCAUGGAUGUGCUUCAAUGCAUGGAAGGUUUGGAGAGAUCAUUUUUGAAGUGGAUGAAUCUGAGCAUCAUUUAACAGAAGGGGCGCCAAACAUACUCAACCAACCGGACUACUUGCACUAUAAGGAAAUUUGGGGUCAACAAGAAAGCCGGCAACUUACUCCAAUAGGCUCGGGAAAAAGUCAGUCGGAUGAAGAGUAUGCAAAUUUUGAUCAGUCAAUCCCAGAAAAGGAUACAAAAGAUACCAAGAUGGAAAAUGGAAUUCCUGGAGGAAAGUCAUUUCAGCACUUCACAGGUUCCGGUUCUCUUAGCAGACUGACUUCAUUGUACAAUGACCUUGCGGACAGUAAUGAGAAUGAAAUCCAGCAAGACUUGAGAUGGCUUAAAGCGAAACACCAAAUGGAAUUGAGGAAACUUAGAGAUGAACGAUUAGGACUUGCAGUGAAACCUUCAACUUCUAGGAACGGGGAAGAGAAAACAAGUAAUGUGGUUUCUUCAACUUCAAUGUUGAAUUCAUUUCAAGAAGGCAGCAAUGGAGAUCUCUUGAAAUCCCUUGCUAAGCAGAUUAGUCAUAGUUUGCAUACUCAUGCCGGCGCCCUUUCGGAUACUCAAAGGCCCUGGAAUCACAAGGUAAUGAAUCAACCCCCAAGAGCGAAAGAUAUGGUCAAUGCCAAGAAUCUCUGCACCGGGCCAAUGCUCCCACACUCGCUCCAUAGGACAACAUCCUUACCAGUUGAUGCUGUUGAUGUAUAAUAUUUUGAGGCAUCCAUUCUUUUAUAUUCUUAUACACAUUAUAGAAGCACUAUUGUGAAUAAAUCCACCCUUUUUUGGCCUAGCAAA